Messenger RNA from Ilex paraguariensis (yerba mate), 771 nucleotides. NCBI's taxonomy places the organism in Eukaryota, Viridiplantae, Streptophyta, Magnoliopsida, Aquifoliales, Aquifoliaceae. The record is from the annotation of a GenBank genome assembly.
AUGUUAUCCAGAAUGCAAUCACAAGCUGUGGAACUCAAUGGAAAGAUAGAAAUUGUGAAUCGUGAAAGGAAGUACCACCAGCAAAAUGCUGCAUAUGAGCUUAAUGCAUUAUCUGGACAAUGGAGUGAGCUUUGUGCAAAAAACAUAGAGAUUGAAGCUGCAUGUGCUACAAUUGCAAAUUAUAUUGAGGAACUGAAUAAAGAAGCUACAGAAAGAGGCUGGAAUCUGGAUGUUAAUAUGGAGAAUGGCUCCUUGCUGCAUUCAGAACAUUAAGGUAUGGCUCUUCAGUGGAUUGGUAGAUUGUGUGCGUGCGUGAGAGGGGAGAGGAAAAAAGAUAUGGGGCAUCUGUACAUCCCAAAUGCCUGAUUCAAACCUGGUCUCAUUUUUCAUAAAAUCAUAAAGGCAUAACAUGUUGAAUUCCACCAUGUUUAUUGAAAGAAUCAAAGGAUAAUUUUUUUAGUUAAACUAAUCUCAAUGUAAUCUACAAGUGAUUUUCUAGUAGCAUAUUCUCUGAAGUUGGGAGCAAAAUAAAUUUCAAAUUUACGCAAAAAAAAAAAUGUAUUUACCUCAAAAAUUGUGUCAGGUUAAAGGUAGGGAGGGUUAAUUGUGUCAGGUUAAAGGUAGAGAGGGGUGUUAAUUGUGUUAGAUUAAACGGGUGACGAGUGAAAAAUGUAUAAAUUCAUAUAUGACAUGUUUAACAAACAGGUAAAAAAUUUCAACACAAAUACUACUUGUUUAAUAAACGGGUAACACGAUACGAUUUGUUUAACC